Messenger RNA from Tetranychus urticae (two-spotted spider mite), 978 nucleotides. The record is from RefSeq and is a predicted model, not a curated record. NCBI's taxonomy places the organism in Eukaryota, Metazoa, Arthropoda, Arachnida, Trombidiformes, Tetranychidae.
AUGAAAUUGGCUGCACCGAAGACGCACCAGCACAAUCCAUUGGUUAGAAUUUACGCUCCAGCUCAUAAAGUUUGGCUUGGUUACUUACAUGUAUGUGCCAUUAAAGAGUACGAUGGAGUACUUGGCAUGAAUAUUGACUGCGAUGUUCGUCGUAAAACUACUGCUCUAGAUAUACUUCGUGAACAUUCCAUUGACCAGAUCAACAUACUAUUGCUUGGUGCUAUUGUAUUGACUCGGUACAGCAACAGAGCAUACCGAAUUGAUGAUAUUGAUUUUGAAAGAAAUGCAUUAUCUAAAUAUAACCAAAGAAACCAAACAUCGACCCUUUUCGAUUCAACCGCUGGUAAAUUUGCUCCUGAGAAGCUUGCAUUUGGAGGUGGAAAUGAAAUAAGUGCUGCUAACGAAGCAGAAUGGGGUUUGAACAUAGCCAUGCAAAUGGCUUGUAAACAAGGUGGUCACGAUCACAAUCACAUCACUUAUCACGAUCCUUCAGAUGAGGCUAGAUCGGUUUUCGGAGUUGUUCCAUCAAUGAACAGAAAUGCAACUCGAUGGUAUUCUCAUUGCUUUUUUCAGAACCAACGUGAAGAGAUUGUUAAUAAUCUCGGACUAGCCAUUACUGCUGCCCUCAAAAAGUACUAUGAAGUUAAUGGCAUAAUUCCAGGAAAGAUUUUCUUCUAUCGUGGUGGUGUCGGAGAUGAUGAUGUUCCUAUAGUUCGAGAAUAUGAGAUUCCUCAACUUGAAACGGCUCUUAUCAAUUAUGUUAAAAAUAAACCUGAACUCACUAAGCCUCAGCUUAGUUUUAUUGUGGUUCAAAAGCGAGUCAAAAUUACUCAUAUUAAUGGACGAAAUCUGCUUAAUCUUCCUCCUGGAUCUGUCAUUAACCAUACCGAUACUCGAAGACAAUUUUAUGACUUUUACCUAGUUUCACAGCACGUACACCACGGAGUUUCCACCACCACCAUCACUAGUUUAAUGUAA